This is a messenger RNA of Drosophila eugracilis, 989 nucleotides long. RefSeq lists its product as uncharacterized. The record is from RefSeq and is a predicted model, not a curated record. The coding region runs from base 691 to 981 and encodes 96 amino acids. NCBI's taxonomy places the organism in Eukaryota, Metazoa, Arthropoda, Insecta, Diptera, Drosophilidae. The transcript has a single exon.
AAUAAUGAUUCCCCCUGGGAAUGAAGGCUAUCUUAAUGGUUUUUAAAGUUGAAAUUGAAUAUCACAAUAGAACUCUUUUCUUUUGUUAACUAGUGUAAUAUGAUACUACAAUGGUAACGGUUUCUUAAGUUAUUACUUAACUAAAAUCAACAUAUUUUCUUACACAAAAGAAACAGUUCUGUUAUUUACUAAACUUGCUUCUAUUUCUUUUUCUUAAUGAAACUCGACUUUGGAAAGUCAGCCAUCUGUCAGGAUUAUUAAAUCCCUUCCUCUGAGUUCCAGAAUAUUCUGUAACCAAACAUGAACAAGCUCGUGCGAGAUGGUCAACUGAAUUUCUGUGUCCUGUUUAAUCCUGAAAUCACUUUUACUUACCCUUUCCCUGGCAUUAUGUGUAAUAAUGUCUGGUCAACCGAGCAAAGGCUUAAGGAUCCAAAAUGGGGAUUAGGACGGAUUAGGUAAUGAAAUAUUUUGGCACAAAUAUUUACAAGGGAGACAAACGGCACUUGACCUGUUUUGACCUGACCCGAAAUGACCUGCUCGGUCGUAGAUAUUGCAGACAGGUAGCUAACAUUGGAUAUAUAAGAACCGCAAUCGGAGUUUUGGGAUAUCACUCGACUACGAGAAGUCAAGGCGAAGAGAACACUUUACUUUCACCCAACAAGUUAUCAUCAACAUACCAUAACUCGAAUCAUGGAGAACGAAAAGAUGCUGAAACCCACCGUCAGCUAUCACUUGUUCCUGUACCGCGUCGAACUGGCCCGUCGGAAUGCCCGGCAGCUGCGGCUUUCCCGCACCAAGAUCGAGAUCACCGACGAGCUCAUCUCGAAUACGGUCCGCAAUCUGAAGACGUGCAGCAUGGACGACCUGAAGGCGGUCAACCGGGAGCUGCUCUUCAAGCGGAAACUGCGGAGCAACGUGUCCAAGCUGAAAAAGGAGGCCAAGCGGCAGCAGCGCGAGGAGAAUCCACCAAAACAGGAUUAGUGGCGAAU